GGAAAAUGUGAGAUUCCUUAAAAGUCAAAAUUGUUUACUCGAAACUUGGGUGAUGCGGCUGCCGGGUGACCCAUGAAUUGUGGGAGCUUGACUUUAGGUAUGAAUACAUAUUACAUUUACAUAUGAUGUUCUCCUCAACAUGAUGUAUGUAAACCACCCAGCAAAAAAAAAAAACAUGAUGUAUGUAAACCAACCCUGCAUUUCUUAGAAUGAAAAGAAGAAAUUGUAUGCAAAUAUAGCCAUGUUUUCCAAGCUUGUAAUACUGCUCCCUCUCCUAAUAAGUGUUGUAGGCUCCCAAGAUACCAACUUCAUUUACAAUGGUUUUAGAUCAGUCAAUCUUAGCCUACACAGCAUAGCCACUAUCACUUCUAACGGUCUUUUGGAGCUCACCAAUGACACCAAACAGCAAAAGGGUCAUGCUUUCUACCCUACUCCAAUAAGCUUCAAGAACUCAUUGAAUGACAGUGCUUUCUCUUUCUCUACGACUUUCGUCUUUGCCAUUGCUUCCGGAUAUCCAACUCUAAGUGGUCAAGGGAUAGCUUUCGUGAUUUCUCCAACUAGAGGGCGGCCAGGAGCUCUUCCAAACCAAUACCUUGGCCUUUUCAAUGAGACCAACAAUGGUAAUGCUACCAAUCAUGUCGUCGCUGUAGAGCUCGAUACAAUCCAGAACCAAGAAUUUAAAGAUAUCAAUGAUAACCAUGUUGGGGCGGACAUAAAUGGAAUGGUGUCCGAGAAUUCUUCUCUAGCAGGUUAUUAUGCUGACAGUGGUGCCUUUAUGAACUUGACCCUUAUCAGUGGAAACCCAAUGCAAGUUUGGGUGGAAUAUGAUGGUGUCAAGAAGCAACUCAAUGUAACUUUAGCUCCAAUUGAUGUUUGUAAACCCAAAUUUCCACUAUUGUCUUUGUCCAGUGAUCUUUCACCUAUCAUUAACAAAACCAUGUAUGUUGGGUUCUCUUCCGCAACUGGCGGUUUCCUAACUUCCCAUUAUAUUUUGGGUUGGAGCUUUAAGAUGAAUGGUAAGGCUCAAGAACUUGCCCUUUCUCAACUUCCCAAGCUGCCUCGAGGUAAAGAGAGAUCUAAACUUUUGACAAUUGGAUUGCCUGUGAUUCUUGUUAGUUUAGUCUUGGUAGCAAUUUCAGGUGCAACGUAUGUCAUAAAAAGGAAAAGGAAGUUUGCAGAAUUGGUAGAAGACUGGGAGGUUGACUAUGGGCCUCACAGAUUCAAAUACAAAGAUCUUUGUAUUGCUACAAAAGGAUUUAGGGACAAAGAACUAUUGGGUAGUGGUGGAUUUGGUAAAGUUUAUAAAGGUGUACUAACUACCUCUGAAAUUGAGAUUGCUGUGAAGAAGGUCUCUCAUGAAUCAAGACAGGGAAUGAGAGAAUUUGUGGCUGAAAUUGUGAGUAUAGGUCGGCUUCGCCACAGAAAUUUAGUACCACUCUUGGGCUAUUGCCGAAGAAAAGGAGAAUUGCUUUUGGUGUAUGACUACAUGUCCAAUGGAAGCCUAGACAAGUACCUCUUUGAUCAACCUCAGGUCACCCUCAGUUGGAGCCAGAGAUUUAAAGUCAUAAAAGAUGUGGCAUCGGGGCUGUUUUAUCUACACGAAGGAUGGGAUCAGGUUGUCAUUCACAGAGACGUGAAGGCUAGUAAUGUCUUGCUAGAUGGUGAACUGAAUGGUAAAUUAGGUGACUUUGGUCUUGCAAGAUUAUAUGACCAUGGAACUGAUCCUCAAACUACCCAUGUGGUUGGAACUCUUGGGUAUCUUGCGCCAGAGCAUACGCAAAGUGGCAAGGCCACAACAAGCACCGAUGUGUUCGCUUUUGGGGCCUUUAUGCUCGAGGUUGCUUGUGGAAGAAGACCAAUACAGGCAAAUGGGCCACCAGAGGAUUCGAUUUUGGUUGAUUGGGUGUUUUCUCAUUUUAGCCGAGGCGAAAUUAUGGAGGCAAGGGAUCCAAAUUAUGGUACAAGUUAUGUAGCAGAAGAACUAGAGUUGGUAUUGAAACUGGGAUUGAUGUGCUCUCAUUCAGAGGCUGCUGCAAGGCCUAGCAUGCGCCUAGUUGUACAGUACUUAGAAGGUGAUGUUCCUUUUCCAGACUUAACAUCGCUUGGUCUUUCUUCCACCGGCUUAACAUUUGCACAUAGGGAUGGUUUCGAUGAUUUUUUCAUGUCCUAUCCGUCUUCUACGAACCAGGCUUUUUCUCAUACGUCUUCCAUUGCAGAGUCACUUCUCUCAGGGGGCCGUUAAUACUAAAAGCUUAUAUUUGUGCUUGUGAUUUGUGACUUCCUACUUAUCCAAAAAGACAGAAAGUGGUGAAAUUUUUUGAAUGUGAUCUUUUUAAUGAUUGAACUGUACUACAAUAUAGUUUUUUCUCCAAUGUGUGCAGUGUAUAUAUAUAACAAUGUGAUUGUGAAAAGUAUAAACAUGAAAAUUGCGAUCUCUCUAGCUCUUUGGGAUUUU
Quercus lobata is the source of this 2455-nucleotide messenger RNA. Its product is annotated as L-type lectin-domain containing receptor kinase IV.1-like. NCBI's taxonomy places the organism in Eukaryota, Viridiplantae, Streptophyta, Magnoliopsida, Fagales, Fagaceae. The coding region runs from base 242 to 2242 and encodes 666 amino acids. The record is from RefSeq and is a predicted model, not a curated record. Gene Ontology annotation, molecular function: carbohydrate binding; ATP binding; protein kinase activity. The transcript has a single exon. Gene Ontology annotation, biological process: protein phosphorylation.